Molecule: messenger RNA, 4088 nt
Organism: Patiria miniata (bat star)
Lineage: Eukaryota; Metazoa; Echinodermata; Asteroidea; Valvatida; Asterinidae
Product: kinesin-like protein KIF17
Exons: 16
Coding region: 436-3036 (866 amino acids)
Biological process (GO): microtubule-based movement
Molecular function (GO): microtubule motor activity; ATP binding; microtubule binding
Source: RefSeq, a predicted model, not a curated record
AUUGAUCAAAAGGCAAUAUGGCCGCCAAGUAGAAAGGUCGACAAUCUGUUUCGUAAAAACCUUCUGAUUUCUCAAAAUGUUCAACUGUGUUGACGCCUAUAUUAUGGAAUGACAGCUCUGUAACAUUCCAGUUUUCGAGUGGUGUAUUCAAAUAAGAUUAUUUUUACCGAGGUAGCUGAGCUUUUUGUGCGAUUUUUCUACCCAGCUGUCAUCGUUGACGUUGAGCCGGUGUUUACUCCUCAGUGUUUAGCAACCGCGAAGCUCAACAUAGCACACAAGGCAAGGCCAGGGACUGAUCAACUGUGCUGUGUUGCACUGUCACGGUCAGACACGCGGUUGAAUAACCUGAAUUGGAGGCAUUCGUUUGGACAUAAGCUUGUCAGCUGGGUGUGAACAUUCACUUUAGUAGUGCCGGCAUACUCGGCAUAGCUGAGCAUGGCCGAGGCCGUGAAAGUCAUCGUGCGAUGUCGGCCCAUGAACGAGAGGGAGAAGUCGCUAGGAUGCAGCCCGGUGGUUCAGAUGGAAGGAGGGCGGGGCUACUGCUCCAUUCAGAAACCUAAGACCAAGGACCCACCCAAGAGUUUCACCUUCGACGGUGCUUACUACGUGGACUCCACCACCGAGACCAUCUACAAUGACAUAGCAUACCCGCUUGUCGAUGGCGUGUUGGAGGGUUACAAUGGCACCAUCUUUGCCUAUGGCCAGACAGGAUGCGGCAAAUCCUUCAGCAUGCAGGGCAUCACGGAUCCAGCCACUCAACGAGGGAUUAUACCACGGGCCUUCGAACACAUCUUUGAGAACAUACAGGUUACAGAAGGUGUCAAGUUUCUGGUGCGGGCCUCCUACCUGGAGAUUUACAAUGAAGACAUCAGGGAUCUACUCGGGAAAGAUCACAAGGCCAAGCUGGAAUUGAAGGAGCACCCUGACAGAGGAGUCUAUGUCAAAGAUUUGACCAUGCACAUCGUGCACAACACGCAGGAGUGCGAGCAUAUCAUGGACUUGGGUUGGAAGAACCGUUCCACGGGGUCAACGCUGAUGAAUGCCGACUCCUCCCGUUCUCAUUCCAUCUUCACCAUCCACAUCGAGCGCUGUGACUUGGACGAUUCUGGGGAGGACCAUCUGCGGGCCGGCAAGCUGAACCUGGUGGAUCUGGCUGGCAGUGAGAGACAAGCUAAAACUGGAGCGACCGGUGAUCGUCUGAAGGAAGCCACCAAGAUCAACCUGUCCCUGUCUGCUCUGGGUAACGUCAUCUCGGCCCUGGUGGACGGCAAAUCCAAGCACAUACCCUACAGAGACUCCAAGCUGACUAGGCUGCUACAAGAUUCCCUCGGUGGCAACACCAAGACCCUAAUGGUGGCCUGCCUCUCCCCGGCCGACAACAACUACGACGAGACGCUGAGCACGCUCCGCUACGCCAACCGCGCCAAGAACAUCAAGAACAAGCCCAAGAUUAACGAGGACCCGAAGGACGCCCUCUUGAGGCAGUACCAGGAGGAGAUCAACAAGCUCAAGGCCAUGCUGAUGGGUGAGAUGCCAAUCCCUGCCGAGGGCUUCGAAGGUUUUGGUAUGCCAGCGGGUACUUUUAAGCCGCCCCCCAAGCCCGCCAUCACCGAUGCCCCCACGGCCGACAGCGAGGCACCGAGGGUCUCGUCGGCAGAAAUUGCGUCCGAGAUUGACGCAGAGAGGGAGCGAAUCAGGCAGGAGUAUGAAGAGAAGAUCGCGGCCAUGUCGGCCAAGUAUGAGGAGGAGCAGUCCAAUAAGAACAAGUUGCAACAGGACAUCGAGCAGAUGAAGAAAUACUAUGAAGGAAGGAUGGAAGAGGUGCCUGAUGCUGUCAGGCAUAACGCCCACAUGUCAGAGACUUCGGCAGUUGGAGGGGAUGAAGCGAGCGCUCUUCGUUCGGAGAGUCACAAGCAACUGGACGGAGAAGGACAGCAGCUCAUGACCAACCACGCCAUCCCAAGAGAACAGGGUGAGUCCUACGAUGACUUUCCGCCCCAGGGUGAUAUGGAACCUGCCGAUGAGGGUCCGUCGGCGCCCACAGCCUCCCCGACCCUACCCCGCAAAGACACCUCCCAAGCCCUGGACCAGAACGAAGCGCUCAAAAGACUGCAGCAGCUGGAGCACGAGAUGGUGGGCGGCGAGCGAGCCACCGACGAGAACCUGAAGGAAAAGCGGCGCCGGAAGCUCAAACACGCCGAGGUGCGCAAGCUGCAGCUGGCCAAGGCCAUCGCCAAGAUGGACGAUGACGGCAUCAUGCUGAACAUCUACAGCAACAUCGAGGAGGAGCUGAAGGCCAAGAAUAAACUACUGGAGGCGGAGAGGGAAAAGGUCCGUGUGUCUGAGUGUGAGAUCUCCGACCUGAACAGCGAGUUUGAGUUUGAGCGCAUUGACUACCUGGACACCAUCCGCAAGCAGGAGAAACAGAUCAAGAUGUUCAGCCAGAUCCUAAACAAGGUGCAUCCCUGCCUACGACGGGACUGUAACUAUUACAACCUGGACAAGGUGAAGGCAGAGAGCAGCUGGGAUGAGGAGGAAGGGAGAUGGAAGAUUCCAGAGUUGAUCAUCUCCAGGGACAAGCUGCCCGCAGCAGGCAGCGUCAUGCCCGGGGGACGCCCCCCUAUGCCUGGCCGGCCAGGCCACCACGCACCAGGACCACACGCCAGCAGGCAAGACCACUCCCAUGUGAACGGCUACCCCAUGGGUGGUACGGAGCUGCCGGAAGAGGAUAGAUACUUACAGAAACUGAGUCGUUCCUCGCAUGACGCUGCUGUUGAUUACUUUAAACCUAAACGGGCCAAUCAGCUGUUGGGUAGCACUAGCCACACCCACGAAUCCAAUUACCACAUCCCUCCCGUCGAUCACCAACAAUUGAAAGGUUCGUCCGUUGCCCUCGCGUCGGCCAAGGACCUUCACGGACCCACCACCACACAGGCAGACAUGCAUCUACGAAGACCCCAACGCCUAGAGGCUCUGCAACAUGGCAAGGGCAAGAAAGGCAAAAAGAAACAUCUCAACUCCCUGGAACCUAUAUGAAGGGGGGAGAGAGAGGAACCAAACGUCUUGGGUUGACUCAUGUGUGAGGGACUGCCACCCCCAUUGCAAAAAUGGUACAGUCCUGAUGAGGAUUAUGUUAUGGAAAGCAGGGUUAGGUUUAGUCUGUACAUGUAGUCUAGUACCCAGUAUCCGUGUGUAUUACUCUUACGGCUCUAUUUUGUGAUGUUGUUCAAGAUACUUCUAUAAUCAAGACAUGGAUGAUUAUUGUUUGAACCCACAUUGCAAAGUUACUUACAAAACACAAAAGCUCAAAGUAACUUAAAUAUUGGGUAGCUCCAGGGUUCAACCUUAGCGGUAGCCCGCUAGCCAAAUGUGAGUCAAAACAGCAGCAGGCUAAUCAAAACUGUUCUCUAGAAGCCUGCCUGGUGAGUCGAAAUUAUUGAGUUAACGUAAGAAACUUUUCUGUGUAGCCGUGGAUUUCCGGAUUUUUUUUUUAAGGCGGCCUGAGAAAAAACUAUUCAGAUAUUGACGCUUAUGCGGCUUUUUUCAUGCCGUCGUGCUGCCGAAUAUCGUUAGUGUAUAAAUUAAUAUAGAAAAGAAGACCAAGAAAUGACAAAGAAAAACAAAAAUUAUAUUGCAGACUAGCGAAAAGGUCCUUGGGCUAGUUAAGAGUCUGGUUCACUAGUCCGGCUGGCUAGUGGGGAAAAAAAGAUAAGGGCGAACCCUGGUGGUUCAUCAAAUGUUGGCGAAGUAAAGGAUGCUAGUCAAAAUCAGCAAACACAGACCAAAAUGGUUUGUGUAGAUCCUGAUGCAAAAUGUCAACCUCAAGCACUGUCCAUUUAUACCUCAUCGUGAGUAAAUGACUAUUACAUAGUAUGCUUUGAGAAUCUCUCUCUCUCUCCAAAAAUGAAUAAAUUGUAUGGGUAUCUGCCCAUGCUUGCCCUUGUCUUUAAUGUAGGAUAUUAUAUCUGUGCAAUUUUAGUAAUAAGCAAAGUGAGUGGUGGAUAAAAACAUUAAUGAUUUACUUGUGAAUGUGUCAGUUUUUAAUUACAUCGGGUGAGAUGUGCUGUUUUGGGGUAUAAUUUUUGUGC